Sardina pilchardus (European sardine) is the source of this 2094-nucleotide messenger RNA. Its product is annotated as calcium-binding tyrosine phosphorylation-regulated protein-like. The transcript is spliced from 7 exons. Bases 94 to 1989 code for a protein of 631 amino acids. NCBI's taxonomy places the organism in Eukaryota, Metazoa, Chordata, Actinopteri, Clupeiformes, Clupeidae. Gene Ontology annotation, cellular component: sperm fibrous sheath; cytoplasm. The record is from RefSeq and is a predicted model, not a curated record. Gene Ontology annotation, molecular function: calcium ion binding. Gene Ontology annotation, biological process: sperm capacitation.
UUACGCUUGUCAUCACACAACGCCUCCACCAGCUGGCGUCGGUUCCCUGGGAAAUUAGCGGAAACCAGAGGCCCCUGGCCAUUCUUCGGGGACAUGGAGCAAGCCCUCGUCUACCAGUAUCCAUCAAAGAUCAAGGUGCCGCCGGGCCUUCGAACAAUUAUUGAAGGCCUCGGCCGUGCUGUUGUGGAGAGACAGCCGGAAAGUGUUCCGCACUUCAUCACGCUUUACUUUGCUGAAUUACUGCGUUUUAGAACAGUGCAUAACAAAGAAGGGAUUCAAGAGCUUGUGAAACAAUUCCAUGAAACCAGAGUGGACAGGCUGCCUAACCGUGGUCUGGGUACUAUGAAAGAUGUAAGAACCAAGAAAUUUGCGACGGUGGCAACAACAGCUUUAUUAAGUGUUCACGCUCAUCAGUUGAAAACACAGCAGAUUUCAGGCCAACUGAGAAAUGAGAAAAUGCCAAGUGAUAAUGACAAAGAACAAAGUGUUAAAAAGCAGGAGACACUCUCAGCUCCGGUGAAACACAUAAGUCUUGCUUCACCUCCACGUAUCAAACCCAUGCGUCCGAGCGACAGAAGGCUUAAAAAGGGUGUGGACCUCCCUCAGGAAGCUUCUGCAGGAGCUGCUGAACAGGAUGGAGGAGUGGACACAAAGCCUUUGCCCAGGAAGAAGAAAGAUAAGAGUAAACUAGUUAUGCCUGACGUGCCCACUGAUGAGCCUGAUCUGGACGUGUGCUUGGUCACAGACUUGGUUGACCCUCUCGAAUUCCUGACACAAGAAGAGACCUCUCAUUUGUCUGGACCACCUGUUUCGACAGGAUCUGAAGAAAAAAAGUCUCAUUUGGUUUAUCCUCCUCUGUCAGCAGAGGAAGAGGUUUAUUCAGCUGAACAACAGAUGGCUUAUGGAGCACAACCUCAACUAUUCUUUGAGACUACCGUGCAGCAAACAGUGCCUUCAUCUCAGUAUAGACCAAUUGAUGGAGGUUUUGUCGAAGUAAACCCAGAUGGUUCUGCUUUUCUGCUGGAACUAGAGAGUGAACUUUCAGCUGAGCACAGUUCGGCAACAGUGCUGGUCAAUGCUGAUUCUCAACAGCUCUCUCUCAGUCCCUCUGGCAGGUUGGAGAACCAGGGUGAUCACAAGCUUGUCAGGCCCACAGCUCCAGCUGAAGACCCUCAGUUGCGUGGUGUGACCAGUAUAGAGUGGACCCCACCUGAAAUGGAGGAGGAUGUAACAGCUGAGCUUAUUGACAUACAAUUGAAGAAGCUUCUGAGUGCAAGACCAAAGAAAGUUAACAAUGUUAAAGUUACGGCUUCCUCCGUAUCACAGCGGACACUGGCCUCAUCCAGUGGUCUGAACCAAGAUUCUGAAGGAAAACCCCAAAAUAUUGAUCCAAAGUUGACGAAGACUGAGGCUGUGCCCACACAGCUACCAAGCUCCUCUCAGAAAGGCUCAGAGUGCGGUGCCAUAGAGGCUACUCAGGUUCCAUGCACACAGGGUUCCCAACAAAUGCUAUAUUGGGCUUUCCCAAUGCCUUAUGCUCUUCUGGCUGGAGGCUAUUGGUCUCAGAAUGCUGACCAUACCAUUGCCCCUGGAACAACAGCAUCUCCCACCACUGAGCAACAACUUCAGUCACUGACUGCGGAAUUGAAACCACCUCUGUAUGCCAUCUCCACUUCUCCAGGCACAGGUCAGUUUACUCCACCUGCAGGAGUACCCACCAUGCUUUUCCCAUUUAUGAGCCCCCAAACAUGGGGGUCAUGGCCUGCAGCUCAACCUCCUUCAGCAGAGACACCAGCUGGUCUGCCGGGGACAGCAAGCCAUCCACAGUCAUCCCAGGCCUCUCAGGAAACUCCACAAGCCUCACCAGACCAGGGACCCAUGGCCGCCAGCCAGAAGUGUUCCACCUGUCCUCAAAUGCCCAUCGUAACCCUGGCUCCUGUACCCUGCGCCCUGAGCCGUGCUCACUGGGUGCCAACACCCUGCCCGUGAAUCAUGCAGCAAGUCCCUCUAGACACUAGAGGAUCCCACUCCCUCUGUCAGUCUUCCAUAAUUAAACAUACUUCAUUGGCAACAAAUAAAAAGAGUUAGAGCAUA